ACUCUGCCCCCGCCUCCCGGUCCUCGCCCAGCCGGGAGCGCCGGUGAUAGGACGAGCCCCGGGCGUGCAUUGUGUAUAUGCAAACCAGAGCCCGGUUCCCCAGGUCUGUCCGACCCCGGCCGGGGCUGCGGCUGCGGCUGGCGCUGACGUGGGCGCCGCUGCCCUCGCCCUCGCCCUCGCCCCGUACUGCCAUGCUCCCGCCGCGCGGCGGGCCAAUGCGUCCCCGAGUCGCUAUAUAAGCGCAGGCCAGGGGACACCCGGAGGGGCUGAAGAUGAGGGUGCCCGCGCAUGGGCCACCGCCGAUUGCCAACCCCUCCCGAGCCCGCGCCCCGCGCGGAGCCCACGGCCGCCGAGGACCCGCCUUCGCCACAGUAGCAGCUGGGGCUGCGACAGAGGCGGCAGCUGCGGCGGCGCCUGUCGCACGAGCGCGUAGAGCAGCGGCCGCAGCUCCGGGGCCGCCGCUGCCCCGGCUGCCAUGAGUUGUGCGGAGGUGAUGUAUCACCCCCAGCCGUAUGGAGCGCCCCAGUAUCUGCCCAACCCCGUGGCAGCUGCAACCUGCCCCACAGCCUAUUACCACCCGGCGCCCCAACCUGGCCAGCAGAAGUUAGCGGUAUACAGCAAGAUGCAGGACUCUCUGGAAGUCACCCUUCCCAGCAAACAAGAGGAGGAGGAGGAGGAGGAGGAGGAGGAGGAGGAGGAGGAGAAAGACCAGCCUGCCGAGAUGGAGUACCUUAACUCUCGCUGUGUCCUUUUCACUUAUUUCCAGGGAGACAUUGGGUCAGUAGUGGAUGAACACUUCUCAAGAGCUUUGGGCCAAGCCAGCACCCUUCAUCCAGAAUCUGCCAUUUCAAAAAGCAAGAUGGGGCUAACCCCCUUAUGGCGAGACAGCUCAGCUCUCUCAAGCCAGCGGAGUAGUUUCCCGACUUCCUUUUGGACCAGCUCUUACCAGCCCCCAUCUGCACCCUGUUUGGGGGGAGUUCAUCCUGACUUCCAGGUCACUGCACCCCCUGGCACCUUUACUGCCGCUGACCCCAGCCCCUGGUCAGGACAUGGGCUGCAUCAGACUGGCCCCGCCCCUCCCCCUCCCGUGUCCGAGUCCUGGCACUACCCUCUGGCAUCUCAGGUGAGCCCGUCCUACAGCCACAUGCAUGACAUGUACAUGCGGCAUCACCACCCCCACAUGCACCACCGCCACCACCACCACCACCACCACCAUCACCACCACCCUUCUGCUGGCUCUGCCCUGGAUCCAUCCUAUGGGCCCCUGCUGAUGCCGUCUGUGCGUGCGGCCAGGAUUCCCGCUCCCCCGUGUGACAUCACAAAAACAGAUCCGACUACAGUCACCACUGCUACCUCAGCGUGGGCCGGAGCCUUUCACGGAACCGUGGACUUAGUGCCAAGUGUGGGGUUUGAUACAGGUCUACAGCAUCAAGACAAGAGUAAGGACUCACCAUGGUACUGAAACACACAGUAUUAGCAAGUUAGAUUGAAGCGUGAAUCCAUGGGCCCACUGGGAAAAGAUGCUGCCAGGGUUUGUCAUUCUGCAGUGGGACACAGUAGACAUGGAAGGAAAAGAGGAAGUGUUAUCCAGCUGACUUUGGUUUGGAGCCUUUUCUUGAGAAAGCAGAGUGGGUCAUAGACAUUGAAGAAAAGCAUUUUUGUUUAUUUUUUCCCUCAUCUGAGCCUUUGCCAACUGUGCAACUCUCUUUUAUUUUUUGUCUUGCUUUUAACAAUACAUGGUUUAAUUUUUGUUUCAGUUCAACACUUUUUUUGAGUUUUUUUUUUUUUUUUUUUUUGAACCAACCACCUUGUCAGGAAAAGAUGAACCACAAAGAAAAUGAUCAUUCUUUCAGGAAUACAAUUUUGUAGCUCUAUGUGCAUCUAUUUUUGUAAAAAUACAGAAAGUUUGAUUUAGCAUUGAUGGGCUAUUUUUGAGGGAUGUGGGUUUUUUUUAAUAUUGUAACAGUUGUUAAGUUCUGUUUAAAGAACUUGCUCUCAGAGAAGCACUGGCAAAAAUGUUUAAAAUGCUUGGCUUUAAGAUGUCUGUGAUGCGCUCUGUGCUUUCUAGCUUACCUCAGAUGUUUGAUAGUUUCUCCUUUUUACAAAAGUAGCACCAUAGCCAAGCCAAUAUGGUAUUAUUUUACAUUCAAUCUCAGUGAAGAUUUAAUUCCAUGCUAGCUCACUUAGCUCUGAGUUAUAUGUAAAGCUUGAAAAGGAAGUUUUUUAAUGAUCACACUAAAGAAAGGCUAUUUCAUUACUUUGAUUUCUCCCAAAGACUGCUUGGAGGUUGACUAAGAAGAAGGUUGGCAUAAACUUUCAAUCAGAUGGAGAGUUUGCCUAGAGUAUACAAUUAUCCUUCUAGUCCAUCUGACUUUGAAAAAUGGAACCAGAAUUUCUAUCCAACUACUGGAAAAAAAAAAUUAAUCAUGCUACCUUUGAGUGCCAGUGACUUAUUUUUCUUGUUUAUAAUUAUUCAUUCAUGGCAAUUUUUUGCCAUAUUUUAAGUGAAUUUUUUUUUUCCUGAAGAUAGUUUGAAGGGAUAAUAUUUGGGAAGGUACUAGACACAUCACAAAGCCUUUAAUUCAAUGGCUGUUUCUGAGAGUGUUACCCAUCAUUUUAAAUUGAAAAAUAAUGUAUUGCAUAUGUAAUAUUUUAAAUCAGUUUUUGCGUCUUUUUUGUCUGUUUAACUCUGGUUUUAGUUGAUUUAGUUCUUUUUAAGAAAAAAAUGGGGGCAAGAUAAAUUUAAAUUGGGAUUUAUACUACAAUUACUGAAAUUAGGUUAAUAAAUUGACAACUUACCUGAAAUUUAUUACUGAGGACUCAGGAUUCAACUUGACAUGGCCCUCAGGAGCUAAAUAAGAAAAAGUUGGGAUUAUCAUUAAAAUGCUAUUAGGAAAAGAUUAGGUUUAUAAAAGUAGCCGUUAUUGGUAUUUUAAGGACUUUCAAUGUAAAGUCCAUUCUUUCAUUUGCUUCCAGAGAUGGCUCAUAUCAAAAAGGUAGUAUUAUAUAGAAGUUUUAGUUUGUUAAAAAUGUUUCUCAAUUUUUCCCAUCUCUGUCUUCACCCAUGUGAAAUUAAAUGUUUAGUGAAAUACAUUUUCCAUCUUAAAUAGUGUAUCUCAUAUGUGUGAACAUUUUAGAUAUAAGAGCAACAUAGUCUCUGCUUAGCUAGGCAGAGUUCUCACAGAUAAUUUUCAAAUAUUUCCCUUAACUCUAUUUUUAUGCCAUAAUCUUCUUUCCUGGUGCAUCUUAUCAGUUAUGAAUCUAUACACUCUCUUGUAUUUUCAUCACUAUAUUGCUUCUUAACCAGACUACUCUUAACACAGUAUACACAUUUAAUCUAAUGUGAGGUCCAAACAUAAGGAAUCUUCCACUUACUAAUGACAUGAACUUAGAUUUCUAGGGAGUGGCUUGGUUAAAUUAUCUACAUUUUGAUCUACAAUUUGAUUUGAUACAAUUAUUUGUAAUUUGCCUAAAUCUGUGUAGCACAAGGUUGAAUGAUUCUAUAAAAUUUGUUUUACUUUGUGUCCUCCUGAAUUCUCAAAGACCAGUGCUCAGUAGCUCCCAUGGGAUGACUCACUGGGGAUAUUUAUUUUCCUCCUCUUCCCUUGGAACCUGUUAACUUCCUUUGCAGUUUCUUUUAGAGCAGUUUUGUACUCCAACUCAUUCAGAUCAUUCAAUUGGAUUUUCCCAAUUAUGAGAAGAAACGUAUUGACUUUCUGCCCGUUUCCUUACUCUCCACUGAAUUGAAUGUAAGGCAAGAGAGCUGACAAUUAGAUAGCUUCACCCUGAAUUUAGGGUGACACUUUGCCCUGUGUCACUCCUGGUAACUAUCUGAUAAAACAUUCCUUGGCUCAGAGGACCCAAGAAAAGUUGGGGAUCUGAAUUCUGCUGUACACAGGAGAGAUUUGUGAGUGAGAUCCCCCAUUGAGAACAGGCCCAGGUGUUGCUUGGCACAUCGCAGGGACUGGAUCCUUGCCUAUACAAGGAGUGGAUCAAAAUGUGAGUCAAAAAAGAUGAGUGCCUGUCUCUGUAAUUGUCUCACAUCCCAUUGCUACAAUCAUAUUACUAUUACCACCGAAGUCAUAAAAGAGGAUGAGUUGUAAUUUAGUAUGAUUCUGAGUAAAGUUUAAAAUGCUGUCACUCUCUGGGUUGGUUUUCUCGCACCAAAAUGAUACUGUUAAUUUUGGAGGCUUCCAGACUGCUUUAUUGAGGGCUAACAUCUCCCUCCCCAAUUUCAUUUGCAACCACUCCACCUUUGGUUAUUUUAUAAAUUAGGCUUUAUUCAAGCUUUCUAAAGAUCUGUGAGCUAGAUCCUAGAAAAUCAUCUCAUUGAUUUGACAUCUAAUCUAUGCUUCAACCACUAAACUAUCAUGAAAUAAGAAACAACAAAAUAGUGAUUAGGUAGAUCUUUACAGGUUAUUUGGUUUUUCACUGUUUAUUUGAAAAGCACCUCUGAAGGUAAAAAUCAAUGCUUCAUCUUAAGAAGGUUAACCGUCCCCUCCUAACUUUCCCCUUUAGCUUUUUUCCUCUCUCUUUCCUCUUAGAGUUAUUUACAUUACUAUUUUAAGCAAAAAUGGCCGGGAUUGCUCUACAUUUUGCAAAUGAUAACAAGUGGUUUCCAAAUAAUUGAGAAAUUAAUUUCUUCAACGUUGUAAAAACCUUUUUUUAAAAAAAAUUCUAGGCACUGGAAUAAACUGUGCCCUUGAGGAGCUCGUUAUUCAUUAUACAAAUGGCAAUCAGAAACUAUAUUUUUAGAAACUGCAUUCUAUCCCUUACUGAGUGCCCCUUGGUUAUGUAAUGUUUGCCAAAUUAAGUCAAUGGGGCAAUGGUACUAAGAGGUAGAAAAGGCUAGUAUUUAUGUUACAGUUUGACUAGAGGAUAAAUAGAGAAGCAGAAGCACAAUUAAUGAAAAAAAAAAAACCAACAACAUUGGCUUGGACAUUAGGUCAUUUUCUGAAUUCUGGUUUAGCCAUAAUUAGAUGUGUGUUUGGUGUUUCAUUUAUUUAUCUCAUGAGUAAAGUGGGAUAAUAAUACCUAACUGACAGGCUGGAAAUCGUAUAUAUAUACUCAAUCAUCUGGCUCAUAGUAGACAUUCAAUAAAUGACAGAUACCACAAAUACCUAUCAGCUGAGUAAGUAAAUCAUAAAAUUGAGCUCCCAAACAUCACUUCUGUUUACUUCCCACACCCAUUUCUGUAGCAAUCAAAUAGUUAUGACUGUGCUUUUCUGUAAGAAAUUGUUGCAAGAGAAUCUUUGCCUUCUACUAGAUGUUGAAGAUAAAACAUAAAUUUCUACAUUAUCUCUAUUUUAGUGUGCUGUUUAUGAAGGAAAAUAAAUUAACCUUUUAGUGGUAUGUAGACCCAACUUUGAGUUUUCUUACAUGUUCCAAACUUUUAUUCAUCCAGGACCCUGUGUAUUAUUGUCCCCAAAAUUAAAGUGACAGUUUCAUGAAAUCACCAAAGUUUUAAUUUUUUCAUUAUAUUUUGGGCUUCCUUAGCACCUAGAAUAAAAACAUCUCUUUUGAAGUUAUCCCAUUUUUUUUUAACUUGGAGAAAAAAUUGCAAAAUAUGGUGGAAAAAAUGUUCUGCAUGAAAAGAGGAGG
Molecule: messenger RNA, 5601 nt
Organism: Aethalodelphis obliquidens (Pacific white-sided dolphin)
Lineage: Eukaryota; Metazoa; Chordata; Mammalia; Artiodactyla; Delphinidae
Gene: VGLL3
Product: vestigial like family member 3
Exons: 4
Coding region: 476-1462 (328 amino acids)
Biological process (GO): regulation of DNA-templated transcription
Cellular component (GO): nucleus
Source: RefSeq, a predicted model, not a curated record